AUGUCAUCAAUGCAAUGGCUGGUUGGGCAGCUAUCCACUCAGUACUGUGUAAGGAUACUGGACACAAUGAAUCCUGGAGUUGAAUACGUAACAUUCAAGAGUGACUGCUACUACCAAGCAAAUUUACAAGUUAACCCUACAAAUCUUUCAUACGUACAAAGUGGCUCGUGCUUCCCGUAUCAAGACGCUUCCGCUCCAGUCAAAAGGUGGUUCUAUUGCUUCUGCAACGACCGAGAUUACUGCAACACUUCAGCCACAACAUCGGUGUUUCUUGUUAUGACAAUACUGCUUUUAAUAAAUUUCUUCAUGUAA
Molecule: messenger RNA, 312 nt
Organism: Cooperia oncophora
Lineage: Eukaryota; Metazoa; Nematoda; Chromadorea; Rhabditida; Trichostrongylidae
Source: the annotation of a GenBank genome assembly